Capsicum annuum is the source of this 563-nucleotide messenger RNA. RefSeq names its product monothiol glutaredoxin-S2-like. The coding region runs from base 132 to 440 and encodes 102 amino acids. The transcript has a single exon. The record is from RefSeq and is a predicted model, not a curated record. Lineage: Eukaryota; Viridiplantae; Streptophyta; Magnoliopsida; Solanales; Solanaceae.
CAACAGAUCAAGCCUCAAAUUCACUCACAAACCUUUAACCUUCACAAUUACUUCAAUUUCCUCUUCACUAUAAGUUAUAUACGUAUCUUUUCAUUUGCCAAUCAACUCAUUAUUUUCUUGAAUUUAUAAAAAUGGAUAUGGUGAUGAAGUUGGGAGCAUCAAGCACGGUGGUGAUAUUCAUCAAGAGUAGCUGUUGCAUUUCUCAUACCAUCGAGACCCUUAUUCGUAGUUUUGGUACAAACCCUAUAGUUUACGAGCUCGAUACACAUUCAAAUGGGAAGCAAAUGGAGAAGGCACUGAUUGAAUUAGGGUAUCAACCAAGUGUACCAGCAAUAUUUAUAGGGAAAGAGUUAGUUGGUGGUGCUAAUGAGAUAAUGAGCCUUAAUGUAAGUGGAAAACUUAAACAAAUGCUCAUUAGGGCUAAUGCCAUUUGGGUAUAGAAAUUAAUUAAUCAAUAAUGACUUUGUAGCAAGUCUAGGAGUUUUGCUAAUAAAUAAACCCCAUUUGUAGAGUGUUUUAGCUUCUUUGGAGGGUUGUAUUUUUCUCUCAUUUUAAUUUGCUUC